Pocillopora meandrina is the source of this 4019-nucleotide messenger RNA. The record is from the annotation of a GenBank genome assembly. Lineage: Eukaryota; Metazoa; Cnidaria; Anthozoa; Scleractinia; Pocilloporidae.
AUGAGCUUUUUAAGGCGACUGAUUCCACGUUCGAAAGUUGAUGUUAAAGACAAAUUUGUUUUAAUUACGGGUUGCGAUUCCGGUUUCGGUCAAGAGACAGCCGUUCGACUGGAUAAGAUGGGGGCUUGUGUGUUGGCGACUUGUUUAACGAAAGAAGGUGAACAAAGUUUGAAAUCUGUGGCGAGCGAUAGAUUGAAAACUUUCCAGAUGGAUGUGACUAGUUCGCAACAAAUUAAGGAGGUCUACGAAGAAGUUGAAAGAUAUAUUCCUUAUAACACAGGUAAGCUUGCUCUUCAAACCAAUGUACCAGUUUAAUGCGGUUGAAGGCCCGGGAAGUGUUCGUGAAAACCAAGUACUAAUAAGAUAAAAUCACUAAAUUUCCUUAAAAAUUAUUUAUUUCGAUCACAGUUGUGAAAUGAAGGACUUCUCGUGUUUUCAUGGAUGUGCCACGGCAUAAAGAGUUGCAAAUUGAUGCAAAUAUAUACAUCAGAUGGAUGAAUUCGACCGUGAAAAACAAAUGUUUGAAUGCUUUAAGCGACGUAAAAUAUGAUUAUCGCGCGUUUGUAUUCCUAGAAUCCCUGCAUCACGUCCCGUUAAUUUACUCUAUUAAUAAAUCUUAGCAGAAUUAAAAAGGUGAAAAGAUACAUUUACUUAAAAUGAUCAGUAUCUUGAAUGUACCAACUACCACUAUCAAAUGAUAUUUAUGAAGAGCACGAAUCCAACAUUACACGUAACGCUGGGCGCUUGAUUGAUCGAAGUUUAAUUAGAAAAUUAUCACCGAUUGCUCACGCUUGAUGUAAAUUUCCUAAAUCCAUAGAUAUAAGCGAGAAUUGACGAAUAAAAUGAGCCACAUCGUAGUAUAAAGUGAUUCUAAUAAUCCAUUCGUGUGCUCAGCGAAAUAGCGUGACGCGACCGGAUAUUUGAUACGAUUCUUGUGACGUAGAAAAACAGGCGACGCGUGACAAAAAAUUGAAAGCUGGGGUGUGGAGAGGGGGGUGCACUGCAGGACAACUAAAUCCGAGUUGUAAAUUAAGUUACACGUAAAUUUCCUUACCAAGCUGAACAUUUACUCAGUGUUGUUUCAGACAAUUUCACCAUGAUAAAAAUUUCAAUCUCAUUUCCACCUUUUUUGCACAAGAGUGUGUGAAAAUGGUAAUGUAUCCCCACUAAUUGGUAAUGUAUCCCCACUAAUUUUUCUUCUUAGAGGGCUGAGAUAAUAAUGUUUGUUUGUUGGACCUGCGCAAAGUAGUGCUGAAUUAAAAGAGUCACCAAACGGUUUCUGUAUUAUCUUUCUUGUUUCUCUAUCGCUAGGAUUGUGGGGCCUCGUAAAUAAUGCUGGAAUCGCCUAUCUGGGUCCCAUCGAAUGGACACCGCUGGAACAUUUUAAACGCACCGCCGAUGUUAAUCUUUGGGGGACGAUUGACGUCACUAAAACUUUUCUACCGCUGGUAAAAAGAGCCCAGGGACGAGUUGUAAAUUUCUCAAGCGUUCUCGGUAAGUCGGGUGGGAGAUCUAGGGGAAACACCCCACUUCCCUAUUCCCACAUCCCUACCGUUCUUGCUGCUCCAAAACCAAGGUAUCGAAAUACUUUAAUAUGUGAGAAAACAUUUUCGGGAACGGAUCCUCUCCAGGUCUACGUUUGACAAGUGGCACGAGUAAACUAUCAGCAGCUCUCUGAAUGUAAUGCUGUAUCUCGUUUCUGGUUUGCUUCCAGGUGUGUAAAUCUGCGUGGCAAUCGUUCUAUUUUAACUUUCCAACGUUCCUUUCGCUAGUGCAUCAUUUCCAACAAUUGACUUAAAACUAAAGUUAAUAAUCGGACUCUUUGUCCAUCCACUCAACAGGUCGAGUAUCCCUUACACUAAUGGGAUCUUACGCAGUAACAAAGUACGGUGUGCAAGCAUUUUCAGACGCUCUCAGACGAGAGAUGUAUCCUUGGGGAAUAAAAGUUAGCAUUGUAGAACCCGGUGGAUUCCGUACUGAAAUUACUAACGCACGCUUAGUACAGAGACAGCUCCAAGAAGGCUGGAAUGGAUUGAAUGAUGAACUAAAACAAGAGUAUAUGGAAAAAGGUAACAAUAGCAUCUAUUGCAGAACUGCAGUGGUACAAAAUCUCCAGCUUUCUUCUCCUUCUGCAUGCAUAUGAAAAAAUAAAUAGGAGGUGCACGUCAGUAGAAAUAGAGAUUAACUACUGACUGGGUUAAGACCUUCCAUACUACCGAAUCAAGAAAGAGUAUUUCUACAUCUAUGAAUAGAGGUGCUGAGUAAAAGGUAGUUUAAAGGGGCUCUUUGAGACAAUUUUAUGUGAGUUUAUUCAUUUCAGUCGCGGUAGUAUGCACAGAACAGAACAGCAUCAUUAUGAAAAUUAGAUUAAAAAAAAACACAUUUCAAAUAGAGAUUUCGUACGCUUUUACAUUACAUCUGAACUUCACCCAGCUCGCCUACGGACCCAGCCAUAGGGAAGGGUCUAAAAUUUUAGCGACCGGGUCUGUCAAGGGAGCUACACUCCAUAGACUGGGGAAAGUUAAGCAUCACUUGACCACACCGAUAAGAGAUGUCCAGCUCUGAGAAGCAGGUCUUAAAACUAUUAGACUGAUUCUUCAAUCUUUCAGCUGAAAGCACUUUUACGGUUAAAAAAAGAUGAAACGUUGAAUUAUGAAAUAUAGAUUUGCCUACCACUGUUCUUCUUUUAGGUAUUAAAUUGUUUCUUCCAAUGCGACCUUCACCUCAUACCUAUAAAAUUGUCGACGGCGUUGUCGAAGCUUUGACGUCAGAGUCACCACGUGACCGAUACUUGAUUGGUUUGGACACCCCGGUUUACGCGUGGUUGGCAAGGUUACCAGCUGUUUACGGAGAUGUCAUAAUCCAGCUUUUAUCUAUUACGCUUCCACUGCCACCGAAAAUUACAAAAAUAAAGCUGUAAAAUAAGUCAGCAGUGAACUGAGCGGCAAUCAACGCUCUUUCUUGAUAUUUUGAACUGAAUUUGAAGCAUCGAAAGGCUCGGAACUGGAAAAUAAAAUCAAAUACUCAAAGAGUCACUGAAAAGCUCGUUAUCCUCAGUUGCGAGAUUGCCAAAUUGCAAGUUCUUGUCAAUCACCUACGUUCACGACAAUCCACGAUGUGAAAACGGUUCACGAUUUUAGUUCUAUGGUUAGUCACAGAAGCUUAUAACCUGUAGGUCAUAAGCUUCUGCCUGUAACCGUUAGCGUUUGUAUCUGCAAUUGCAAGGCUAAGUAUGCUUACACGUUUUUACUCUAAACAUGUUUGCCAUACUUCUUUUUCAAAGUCAGGAAUUCACGAACAAUUUUUUCUAUUUUAAGCCAUCAUAAAUUGAUACUCCGGUGUUCAAAUGGUGCUUUCAAGAUAUUUCAGACUUCUCGUUGUCAUUUUCAUUUAGUGGUUUUGAUCAGCACUUUAGGAGUACUACUGUAUUUUAACCCUUUAACUCCUAAGAUUUCAUUAGUAAUUCUCCUCACUGCCUGCCAUACAAUUUAUGUGAUGUUAGUUUGGAGAAUUUGGAAUUGGAUCAACCACUAAUUCCCUAAUUGAUAUUUUUCUUUAUUCUCAUUACUUGUCUGCUUGAGAUCAAACUGAUAAUAUAAGGAGAAAUUCUGUCUAGGUCACUAGUGGGAUUUAAAGUGUUAACAAAAUAUAGCUCUUUGUGUUGAUCAAUUUAUUGCCUGGGUCAGCUGGGUAACAAAGUUUUUUACCUUUUUAACCGGGAGUAAGGCUCUUAUCAAGUAUGGAAAUUGAAUUUAUAUUUACAUCCACAAGGCUUGAAGACUGUGAAAUAUUAUAAUUGUUUGUUUGUGUGAGUGUGAUGUCUGUAUAGUUUGUGUAUAAUGACCAUAUGAUACCUGUACCUCUGCUAUAAAAGUUUAAUUAAUAAUAACUUAAUCCAGCUCCCUGUCAUUUCUAGCAGAAUAGUUACUCUAGUUGGUCGGUAUCCUCUGAUUAUCAUUAUUAAUCAUCAAUUGUUACAUAUUGUUAAAAGUUGAUGUAGGGUACAAUAAAGUUAUUGU